GCCUUUUCUUAGGCCCGACAAUAUGGUGUGUGCCACUAAACUCUCCUGAAGGAAUUUAAUGUAAUUAUCGGAUUACAGUGCUGCCGCUCCAAAGCUGGGAAUAUUUACUACUAUAUCGACGACGGAGGUGUUUUCAUGCUCUGACGCACAGUCAGGUCGAGGGGUGAUUUGACUGGGUCGCACUGCGUUUUUAAACACUUCGUUUUGACAGCAUAGAUUAAUCUGUUAGUUAUUGGCAAAGCAGAUUUUUCGUCGAGGAGUGGAGCGCAUUACGCACAGCCAAGACGCACAAGUGGAGAUGACAACUGCAAAGUCGAAGCGGAUACAGUAAUAUCUUUGCAAAAACUGGGUUUUUGAGGCACUAAAGAAGAACGCCAACCAUCUUUUCCAAAACCCGGCACUUUUUCUGUUAUGUCUGUCUCCUCUCUGCCGGAAUGGAAGCAACUCCUGCUGGAGAAAAAGAGGAGAGAGGAGGAGGAGCGAGAGAGGAGAGAAAAAGAGGAGGAGGAGAAGUUUGCCAGCAUGCCCGCAUGGAAGCGAGGAAUCAUCCAGCGGAGGAAGGCGAAGCAGGACAGUUUUGGUGACAGAGAAAAGGAGAGAGAUGCCUGUCUGCUGCAGGUGGACGUCAGAUCUCCUUCUGAUGGUCUGAGUGACAUGGACAGCUUUGUAACAGUCAAUCUGGGAAACGAACUGUCACUUAGUCCUGAACCGGGGCAAUGGCUGGAUGCAGACCUCAAACCAGUGAGUCAGGUGUCUGUAGAAACUAUAGUUCCAGUGCAUGAAAACCCAUUUAUUCGCACGCAGAGUUCAUGGAAGAAGGGCAGGGAUGCAGAAGUAGGGAAUGAGCCAGAAGUUAAGGAGAGGGAGAAAGACAAAUCGGGCCCCAGGGGUCAAGAUGGGGAGUCAGGAAGAGAAAGAGAAAUAGAGCUGAAAAUAGAGAGAUUCAGAGAUUUAAGUGAGGGACGGGAAAAAGAGAGGAGCAGGGACAGGAGUCAAGGAAGAGAAAGAGAGAACAGCAGGGAGGGACGGGAAAAAGAUAAAAGCCAAUGGAAAGAGUCAGUUAAAGAUGCAGGCACGGAGCGGGAAUUCCUCAAAGUAAAAAAAGACGAGGAGGAAAAAGAAACAGAUCCACCAUCUAGUUCGUUUUCUCCCCUUGUCCCUUGUCUUCGGACCAUCCGAGCCGACAAUAUCAUUAUCAUUGAGCAGGAGAGGAAAGGCAGUGAUGAGAGAAGGGGUAGAUGGAUGGAGGCGGAGAGAGAGAGGCCAGAGGAGGACCACCACGGGAAGAGAGGGAUGAAGAUGGACCUGAGGGAGAUCCUGGCUGGGGGAGGGAGUGUCACCGAGAUCCGAGCCUCUGAGGUUCUGAUCAUAAAGCCUUCGGCAAGCCCUGAAGAGAGGAAUCCAGUAGGAGGAGGAGGGGGAGGAGGCGGGGAGGAGGAGAAGGAGGAGGGAAAGGCUCAGGUAGAGAGGAUGGAGAGAAUGGGCAGGGAGUUCAGAACAGACAUGUCCUGGCUGAGAGAAAAAGAGAAAGAGAGACCAUGGGGCCAGGCGACAGUUAUUAAAGACAACAGGAAGGACAGCUUGGAUGAUAAUAUUUUCGUUGAAAGAGGAGGGAGGGUUAGCCAGCUGCUGAGUAAAUUCGGAGAGCACCCCAAGCCUCCAUCUCGAUCCAAAAGCUCUGAUAAUUUCCUCCAGCCUGGGAGGAGAAAAUACUCAGGAGAUGAAGAUGACCAACAAUCUGAGGAGAGGAAUAUGCAGUUGAAAGGUGUGCCGAAACGCUCAUUUAGUUUCUCCGAUCGUGUGAUCUGUGCUAAGGAGAAUGGUUUAGAUGACAAUGGGUAUUAUGACAGGAAAAUGAGGAUACAUUUGGAUAAGAAUGUUGCACCGUGGGUUGACGUAGCAGGCUUAGGGAAGGAAACCACAGCAAAGAUCAAACUGGGGUGCGCACGACUUUUAGAUAAAGACAGGUUUGGAAAGCAUAGAGACAGACAGUUUAAAAAUGAGGAUGGAAAGGGGGGGGGCAUGCAGAGGAGAAAUGAGGCAGAAAUCUCCAUCCAACACAGAGGCGAAGUUAAGAAAGUUGAGCCUGUUGACACAAGGGCUGCGGAAAAGGCAGGUGAUGCAGAUGGAGACGAGGGAUUCACAGUGGCAUCUGUCAAAAACACAGAGGGAAUCUCGUUUGCCAGAAGAGUACCGAUCAGGCAGGAUGGGAAAGCAAGAGCAGAAAGAGAGGCGAAGCGACUGACAGGUGAGAAAAGUGCAGAAAGGGAGCAGAGUGUAGAAAAAGAUUCAGAGACGGGGGGACCGAUUGAGGUGUUUUUUUGUGACAAAAAGGUAUCUGACUUUCGGAAAGAAGAGGGAUUCGAAAGCACAGUCCCAACUGAAGCUUUGCAGAAGAGUUAUGUUGUUGCUGCAUCAGCAGAGCUGGCCAGUCCAUGUCACGCUGCUGAGAGUCACUACAGACAUGAAUCAGCUUUCACAGAAUGCUCCAAUCUACUCUGUGCGGUCACAGAUAGAGCUAGAGACCCCUCUAGAGGGCCAGAGUGGAGUGGUACAGGGCCACAAGGACCUUACUUAACACACAAUGUUCUGUCCCAACACACAGAGGAUCUUAUAAGUAAAAUAGAAAAAAUAGGAGACACAACUGUUUAUAGUAACGAGAAAGGAGAAAGGGCUUACAAAGCAGCUUGUGAAGGGACAAAAGAGAGCAAACAGGAGGCGCAAACAUACAGUGAUAUUGGAUCAGAAAACAUCAUUCAUGAUGUAACCCCCAGAUGUCCGAAAAGGAUUGCACCCAUGGGAAUCAAUCCAGGUCCCCUCAAGAUUCAAAUCCCCAGAACUGUGUUUUACAUUGCGGAAGAAAUGGUGGAGAGAAAAAAGGCUGUAGGUCAAAACGACGAGGGGCAAGACUUGGAAGCAGGUAAAGGAGUUGAGAGGAGGGAUAGCUGGAGGAUCGGAAAACCCUUGAGCCGCAUCGAGUCCCUGCGAGAGAAGAUCAGACAGAGAGAGUUGGAGAGGCUGAGACAAAGAGAGGCACAAGAUGGAGGUGGAAGUGAAGGUUCAGAGAUAAGUGAUAUUCAGACAGCUGAGGACAGGUAUGACGAGAGGGGAACUGAAGUAGAGAAAGAAUGGGAAGCUGCAGCUCAUAUGCGGAAGAGGCUGGUCGAAGCAGAGAGGGGACAGGAAGAUGCAGCAGCGGCAUCCAUGACUGCAUUUGACGUCACGCAGGAAGUCAGUGUGUUAAAAACUUGCCCUCAACUUCCUGAUUCUGUCGAACACUCACAAGCCGUGAGAGGAGAGGAAGUAACAAGCGGGUUUGGCACUGCUGCCUCCGAAGUUAUCUCUGACAGCUUCCAGAUAUCUGAGGAUGAAGACGAUCCCCUGAAACAUGUGGAAGAACAGCUGAAGCACCACAGGAGCCAACACGAGAACAGAAAAGAAGAAAGGGAGGCGGAAGAAAAGGAGCUCUCAGAGGAGGAGGUAGAGGAAUAUACAUCGCCACUCGAUCCUGUACAAUCUCUCUCCCCUUUGCCACCUCAUCCCAACUCUCUCGUAGCCAUGAGUCGGAUCUACAACUUGGAAACAGUUGGCUCAAGGUCAGGCAUGUGUCUGAGGGAGAGGACUGUAGACAUCCCAUCAGUGCACCUUGUUAAAGUGAAGCCCCUGAUGUCAAACGCACAGCAGGGGGACAGCAAAGCAUUCUCAGGUGAAAACAUUUGUGGAGUUCAGACAAUACAACGACAGAUAGAGCAGCUUCAGCUGAAAGAGCAGGAAGCGUUGAAGUCUUCUACAUCACCAAACACUCCUCUCAAAGACAGAGAGACAAAGGGGCAGCAAAGCCCCAGAGGAGUGUUAAAACACCAGGUAAAGGACGAUGCCAAGACCCAGGAGAAAGAUCAAGAAACGUCAGAAUCAAACCCCAAAGUGUCUCCUCAGCGCGUUUGUUCUCCAACAUCUCAGCUCAAACCAUCUAACCAAACUAUCAUCGUCACCCCCUCACUUCUCAGGAGCCAAUCCCCGGACAAUACUCUGAAACCCUCGGAUUGCGCCCCGACCCCAGCCUCCUCCCCGAGCUCCCUAUCUCCUGCCCAGUCUCCUAGUGUCUCUCCAUCUCCCACCCCAUCGCCCACGCUCUUCUCCAUCAGGAGUGCCUCUGGAGGCCAAGUGAAGAGAGGUGCCACCAUCACAAUCUCUCCAAGAAAAACUGCCCGAGGAGGAGGAGGAGUGACAGGGUCCACAACCAGGUCCACGGUAGCAGGUCUGACAGCCACAAAGACCUCAUCGCAGCAGGCCCAGACAGCCUCCGCUGUGGUCGAGCCAGUGAAGAAGAAGUACCCCACAGUGGAGGAGAUUGAGGUGAUUGGUGGAUAUCAGAAUCUGGAGAAGUCCUGUCUGGUCAAGAACAGAGGGACCCCGAAAAGGGGAAAGGUGUGUUUCGACGAGGACCAGCUGGAGCAGGUGUGUGAGUACCCAUCAGAGUGCUCCGUGAUGGCUUAUACCCACUACCCUCACGACCUGUGGAGGCCGCAGGGGGAGGAAGUGCAGGAGGAGGAGGAGGAGGAAGCUGAAGCGGAGGGAGGAGCGAUCAUGUCCAAAAGCAUAAAGAACAUGGGGAUUACAACGGGACAGGGUCUUAGAGUGGGUCAGUGUCACCCCCUUCUCAAAAAACAUAACGUAUAGUGAGUGACAUUAUGGAUUCAGAUUGUUUUGCUAUUCAUGAUGGCUUCUGUGCUCUCCUGUGAAACUCUCCACAGGUUUGGACUUUACUCAGGCUAAGAUGGCAAAUUUCCAUUUCUUGUCUGUUUAUUUUCACUGUGUUGUCACCACAGAAGAGGGCUGGAGUGUCUGAACUUUUCUCAAAUGAUGAUGUCUGGCAAUAUUCUGUUGUAUAUUUUUCAUUUUGUCAGAAAAGACCAAAAUCAACAAUUAAUUAAUUUUACAAGUAUUACAAAUAACAAGUAUUUCCUGUGAAGCCAAAACCUGAUAUAGCUUAUUUCUCCAUAGAGCUCCUUUGUUGUGUUGUUUUAUCAUUAUGAAGAACCUGGUCACUGUAGUUUAUUUUGAGUCAAUCCCCACAUGUCAUAAAUAUGCACUACCAUAAAAAAUGUGUAUUAAUCCACAGCAAAAAAUAGGUCCCAGCAAAUGCAUAAUUUACUCCUGUUUGAGCAACGUUAGCUAAAAACUACAGUGCCCAGAUGUCUUAGGAAAUAACGGAGCUUAUUUUAAACAUUAAACAAUACAUUUGUGACCCAUUUUUAUAGAUUUAAGUGUUCAGAAGUAAUUAGUUCACCCAGUUUAUUCAGCAGACGUGUUUGUAGCAUUGACUCCUUUCUCAUAGCUCUUUUUAUAUACUAACAGAGGAGGUUAGAUAAAAAUGUAUGGUGCAACACAGCUAAUAAGCUGCAAUAGCUUCUUCCAUUUUAGACUCUCCCUCAAAGGCCAGUGUGACGUCCCUGUCAGGAGAGCUUGAUAAUGGCCAACGGCGCAAAAUUCACUGUCAAAGUUCAACAAAUUUGACGCAAAAGAUUAGCACAGAUUUACUUAGACCCUGCAAACAAAUCCACUGAUAAUGGCAAUUACAUUAGAUUGGAUUGGAUUAGAUUUUGCUGCAAAAUUUUGUCAUUUUAAACAAUUGUUGGUUUUGGUAUUUUCAUGGGAUUUGUUGACAACAAGAAAAAUCUGGAAUAAUGCCUUAUCCUUUCAAUAAACACACUGACCUUUUUCAGAGUUUUGCAAAUGGUAGCAGGUUAGCAGUGUGGGCAAGCUCAGCAUAGUGAAGAAAUAAAGACUACAAAUCCCAACACAACAUUGGUUUUAUAUGCAGCAAAUGGAUGUCAUUAGAGAGCAAAUGGGAUGAUAUGGUUGCAUUCAUGGUCCUUAUAAAACCAUCAAUGUCGCUGUUGGUGAAUGGGAAGAAGUCAGCUCCAAAAUAAAAAAUACAACAGGACAGAAAAUCCUACAUUCAACUUAUUUACCUUCCAUCUCCGUCUCUCUGUCUUCCAGAUGAGUCUUGCCCUCGGUAGAAGCCAGUCACCUCGCCAAUGAGAUCACCAACAUUUUGUUGAACAAUAUUACAUAAUCUUUAUUUUGUUUUGUUUAAUUUGAAUUGUUGAAUUGCGUGUUGAAGUGAGUGUUUGUAAUCCUUGUGGUGUUUUGUUUUCCCUAGCAUCAGAACGAAUGAAUGUUGUGGAAGAAAUGUACAGCACAGUUUGAUUCAUGCAGUUAACAAAAGCAACAUAAUUGUUUUUUUCAGGGAAAUUGAGGGACAAAAGUGAAUGUAUAAGUAUGAUACAUAUUAUAAAAGAUCCUCAGGUGUGCACUGCUGGGCGAUGAAGGAUCACUUGUCUAUGCAAUAUAAUAAAACGGAUAAUAGUUUAUUUUUUAGUUAAUAUAUUUGAUAGUUUCUUUUAUGUUAAUUACUUUCUAAAUUUCAGUCAGCACUGCUUCAGCACAGAAGAGUGAUGUUUAUAUCAUCUGGUUUCAUGUGCCUGCUGGAUUUGCCCAUACAGAUGAUAUGAAAAUCAGUUUAUAUAGAUAUUUGUAUAUUUAUAUAAGAUAUUUAUAUUUUUCUUGUAUGAAGCCUUUUGGAAAAACCUCUUCUCAGUGGGUGUUGUGUUGAAUGUUGCAGGGGUGGUGCAAUCUGUGCAGGACGACUUUCAGAAGUUUGUGUCUUUUGUUGGGUUUAAUUGAGCCUUACUGUUCGCAAUGACAACUCUGGUAACAGUUCAGUUAAUGUGUAUGGAUGUAAAUAAAGGUAUUCAGAUUAACUUCAUCAUACUACAGCUGCUAUCUGACUUUUGGCUGUAUUACCUCCAUAAUACAAUAUACACAGAGUAUUUCCUGUUUGUAAAUUAAUAUUUUAAUUGGUGAAAGAAGAUGCAAACUCUGUGCAAAUUAUUAUUUUCUAUGACGGUUGAAGAAGCUGACUUCAAGAGAAAAAAUCGAAUAAAUAUCUCUGAAAACA
Messenger RNA from Siniperca chuatsi (mandarin fish), 6964 nucleotides. RefSeq lists its product as uncharacterized. Lineage: Eukaryota; Metazoa; Chordata; Actinopteri; Centrarchiformes; Sinipercidae. Bases 412 to 4680 code for a protein of 1422 amino acids. The record is from RefSeq and is a predicted model, not a curated record. Gene Ontology annotation, molecular function: phosphatase binding. The transcript has 4 exons.